Ilex paraguariensis (yerba mate) is the source of this 291-nucleotide messenger RNA. NCBI's taxonomy places the organism in Eukaryota, Viridiplantae, Streptophyta, Magnoliopsida, Aquifoliales, Aquifoliaceae. The record is from the annotation of a GenBank genome assembly.
AUGACGCAAAUGGACUGGUUUCUUUUAGGAAGCAAAUUGAUUCAGAUUGGGAGUUUGGUCAGCUUCUGCAUUCUGAUAACUGCUGGAAGGAUGUUGUUGCAGAAGGAUCAGAAAAAACUGCUUACUGCAAGGUUGAGGAGGGCUGUUUACAGGGAUAUUCUGCCCUUGUUAAUGACUUGUUUCUGCACAGGUAGUGAUGAUUGGAGAGUGCUGUCAAACUGGAAUGUUGCUAGGCUGUGUGGUGUUACUGUGUUGCUGCUCAAGCUAUCUUUGAGAAUCUUGAAGGAGUGA